Cornus florida is the source of this 693-nucleotide messenger RNA. RefSeq names its product transcription factor bHLH118. The record is from RefSeq and is a predicted model, not a curated record. NCBI's taxonomy places the organism in Eukaryota, Viridiplantae, Streptophyta, Magnoliopsida, Cornales, Cornaceae. Gene Ontology annotation, molecular function: protein dimerization activity; DNA-binding transcription factor activity, RNA polymerase II-specific; RNA polymerase II transcription regulatory region sequence-specific DNA binding. Gene Ontology annotation, biological process: regulation of transcription by RNA polymerase II. Gene Ontology annotation, cellular component: RNA polymerase II transcription regulator complex. The coding region runs from base 1 to 693 and encodes 230 amino acids. The transcript has 3 exons.
AUGGGUUCCAUUUCUUCAUUGUUUCCAUUUGACCAAAUUGAUCCAUACCAACAACACACAAUCCCAAAAGACAUCCUAGUGAUCCCUUCUCUGUAUGGUAGUAAUCUAAUGAGCAACCCUGCUUCUGUCUGGAGGCAGAAGUCCUCGAGCACUUCUGAAAAAGCCAUUUCUAAACCGAAAGACUAUAAGAAGAUCAAACAUAGAGAUGUUGAAAGACAGAGGAGGCAAGAAAUGGCUACCCUUUACAAGUCUCUAAGAUCACUACUUCCUCUUGAGUAUCUCAAGGGAAAGAGGUCUAUAUCUGAUCAAAUGCACGAGGCAGUUAAUUAUAUAAAUCAUCUGCAGAAGAGGGUGAAAGAGCUGAAUGACAAGAUUGAUGGGCUAAAAAGACUGUCCAAUCCAGAUGAUAUCAAAUUUGCUUCAGAAUUUUCGCAAAGAAAUUGUCUUGGGGACAACAUAACAGUUAAAACUUGUAGGACAGGGCUGAAGGUUAAUGUAGGCACUGCCUUGAGAGGAGGGCUACCUCUUUCCAAAGUUCUCAGUGUACUAAUCCAAGAAGGGCUUUCAAUUGUUUGCUGCAUUUCUACGAAAGUGAACCAAACAUUACUCCACACUAUUGAAUCAGAGGUGAAUGAUGGUAGGAGCAUUACUGUAUCUGAGCUGCAACAGAAAUUGAGAGACUUGGUACCCUGA